Chrysochloris asiatica (Cape golden mole) is the source of this 2520-nucleotide messenger RNA. RefSeq names its product zinc finger with KRAB and SCAN domains 5 (gene ZKSCAN5). The record is from RefSeq and is a predicted model, not a curated record. NCBI's taxonomy places the organism in Eukaryota, Metazoa, Chordata, Mammalia, Afrosoricida, Chrysochloridae. Gene Ontology annotation, biological process: regulation of transcription by RNA polymerase II. The transcript is spliced from 6 exons. Gene Ontology annotation, molecular function: RNA polymerase II cis-regulatory region sequence-specific DNA binding; DNA-binding transcription factor activity, RNA polymerase II-specific.
AUGAUAAUGACAGAAUCACGGGAAAUUAUAGACUUGGCCCCUCCAGCUCAGACUUCGCAGGAGCAGGAAGAUCUCCUAAUAGUGAAGGUAGAAGAAGAAGACUGUACUUGGCUGCAGGAGGCGUACAGUCCACCAACAUUUGAGACUUUUUACCAGCGCUUCAAGCAUUUUCAGUAUCGUGAGGUAUCAGGACCCCAGGAGGCACUCAGUCAACUCCGGGUGCUCUGCUGUGAGUGGCUGAGGCCAGAGCUGCACACCAAGGAGCAGAUCCUGGAGCUGCUGGUGCUGGAGCAGUUCCUCACCAUCCUGCCUGAAGAAUUCCAGACCUGGGUGAGAGAACAGCACCCAGAAAGUGGGGAAGAGGCUGUGGCUGUGGUAGAAAAUAUACAGAGAGAACUUGAGGCGCGCAGGCAACAGAUUGUUGCAUGUCCUGAAGAGCUUCCUCAGAAGGUGGCAUCACCUAGAGCUGUGCAGGAGCCCUCCAGAGAGCAGCUCCUGACCGUGGACACCCAACCCAGACAAAAGCCACAGCAGUCUCACUUUCUGGAGGAAAAUGCCCUUCCUAGUCUACAAGUUCCUUUCCUUCCCUUGAAGGACAGCCUUAGAGACCAGGAGUUCACAUCUUCACUUCUCUCCGCUGGGUCCCAGAAGUUGGUAGAAAUAGAAGAGGUGAUUGAUAUGGCUGUUUCUUUCAGCCUUGUGGAAUGGGGGCGUUUGGAUCCAUCCUAGAAGAACCUUUAUACGGAUGGCAGGAAGGAAAAUUAUGGGAGUAUUCUUUCCAUUGGUUCUGAGUCCAGGAAUGGCAAAAUGGAACUUAGAGUCGAGCAGAUUUCUGAUGAUGCCAGAUCACACUGGAUGGCUCAUGGAAGCACUGAAAGAAAUGUUCCUCAGAGGCCAGAGUUGGCAGAAGUUAGUGAACUUCAGGGCAUGGUCGAAAGGUGGCAGGUAAACCCCACUGUGGGGAAAUCAAGGCAGAACCCUUCCCAAAAAGGAGAUCUUGGUGGAAUCGCAGGCAUUAGCCGUAAGCAACACACAAAUGUUGAGAGAGGACACAAGUGUAAUGACUGCGGUAAAUUUUUCCUUCAAGCCUCAAACUUUAUUCAGCAUCGGCGAAUCCACACUGGAGAAAAACCGUUUAAAUGUGGUGAAUGUGGGAAAAGCUAUAAUCAGCGUGUGCACCUUACUCAGCACCAGAGAGUCCACACUGGUGAGAAGCCCUAUACCUGUCAGGUGUGUGGAAAAGCUUUCCGGGUGAGCUCACAUCUUGUUCAGCAUCAUAGCGUGCACAGUGGAGAGAGGCCUUACGGAUGUAAUGAAUGUGGAAAAAACUUCGGUCGGAAUUCCCAUCUGAUUGAACAUCUGAAACGCCACUUCAGAGAGAAAUCCCAAAGAUGCAGUGACAAAAGGAGGAAAAACACAAAAUUGAAUGGUAAGAAGAAAAUUUCAGAAUUUCCAGAAGCAGAUGUGGAACUAUCAAGGAAACUCCAAAGGAAUAAUUCUCAAGUUGAAGAUUUUGGAGAAGACUGUGAAAACCAAGGCAAGUUGAAUAAAAAUCAGGUAAUUCCCAUGAAAGCAGUACUAAGACAACUUCCUUCAAAGAGGAUCAAUUUCAAUGAUGUCACAUAUGCCCCUAACAAAUCUUCUAUAGGAGAGAGACCAUAUAAAUGUGAUGAAUGUGGGAAAAGCUUUAUUCAGAGUGCACAUCUUAUUCAACAUCAACGAAUACACACUGGGGAGAAACCAUUUCAGUGUAAUGAAUGUGGGAAAAGCUACAAUCAACGUGUACACCUAACUCAACAUCAGCGAGUGCAUACUGGUGAAAAACCCUAUUCCUGUCAUUUAUGUGGGAAAGCUUUUAGAGUGAGGUCCCAUCUUGUCCAGCAUCAGAGUGUCCACAGUGGGGAGAAACCUUUUAAGUGUAAUGAGUGUGGGAAAGGUUUUGGCAGGCGGUCACAUCUUGCUGGACAUCUGAGACUCCACACUAGAGAAAAAUCCCAUCAGUGUCAUGAAUGUGGAGAAAUCUUCUUUCAAUAUGGUAGUUUGGUUGAGCACCAGGUGCUCCACCAGCAUCAGAAAAAUGAAAAAAAUGGCAUUUGUGAAGAAGCAUAUAGCUGGAAUGUAACAGUGUUUGAAGAUAAGAAGAUUGAGUUACAAGAGCAGACUUAUAAGUGUGAUAUAUGUGGAAAAGCCUUUAGUUACAGUUCAGAUCUUAUUCAGCAUUACAGAACUCACACUGAAGAGAAAACCUAUGAAUGUGAUGUUUGUAGAGAAAAUGUUAGCCAAUGUUGCCACCUAAAACAACAGCAAAAAAUCUAUUCCACCUCAAAGCCCUAUCAAUGUAAUGAAUGCGGAAGAGGCUUCACUCUCAGAUCACAUUUUAAUCAGCAUCAAAGAAUCCAUACUGAUGAGAAACCUUUUCAAUGUAAAGAAUGUGGAAUGAAUUUCAGUUGGAAUUGUAGCCUCUUUAAACAUUUGAGAAGCCAUGAGAGAACUGAUCCUGUAAAUACCGUAAGUAUAUAG